Messenger RNA from Peromyscus maniculatus bairdii (prairie deer mouse), 842 nucleotides. The record is from RefSeq and is a predicted model, not a curated record. Lineage: Eukaryota; Metazoa; Chordata; Mammalia; Rodentia; Cricetidae.
UCCUGCAUGCUCAGAGCCUAUGACCUCAGUAUGAAUGCCACAUUCGUGCUGCCUUAUGCAGGCCUUGCCUCAAAAAAGGGCCAAACAACUCUGGCACGUUUUUCUACAUCUCAAAGUAGGGCCCGGGAAUGGGGGAAUCUGAAGGUGUUCCUUUAGAUCCUUUUGACACCUGCUCCCCCGCCCCCCCACAACACUAUAAGCAAACUCCAAACGCUGGAGCAGCAACCGCGGCGGCCAACCACAACCGAUCCCGAGGCCGAGGCGGCGUGCUCCCUCGCUGGGCCUUAAAAAAUCAAAGCGACGUCCCCGAGGCCGGAAGGAUGCGACCCACCAGGUCCCGAGGCUGCACCUUAAGCCCUCCGUGGACCACGCACUCUGCCGCCCCCGGCUUCCAGGGAGCCCUCGGCGCCGAAAGGGGUCGCCCCGGGCAACCGGCCGGCGCCCUGCUCCGAGAGGACGGUGGAGCCGGGCGCGCCGACCCCUACACGCCGGCCUCCGUCCGCGCGGGGCUGCGCCGCCGCCGCCGCCGGAGGGGAAGGCGCGGGCCUCGAGGCCGCCGCUACCUGCACGGAGCCUGCGCCCUGCAGGGCUGGAGGACGGGGCGAAGCUGCAGCCGGGAGGGAGGUCCGGAGCCCUGGGCCGCGCUGUCCCAGCCCACCCACGGACCCUUCCUCGACGAAGAAGGAAGACAAGAGAGCCUGGCUUUUAGAUUUGCUGUUUAUUCUUGCAACAUCCCCUCCCCACUCCCCAAAUCCCAAAUGAAACAGCUCGAUCUAGCCUCAUGUUUAUUGGCCAUGUGGAAUUCCCAGGCAGAGAGAAAACAUUUUUCUACGACAGAGUAA